Messenger RNA from Paramuricea clavata, 7555 nucleotides. The record is from the annotation of a GenBank genome assembly. Lineage: Eukaryota; Metazoa; Cnidaria; Anthozoa; Malacalcyonacea; Plexauridae.
UAAGUCCAUAUCCCCAAUGCAUAUAUUUUUAGUUGGGAAGAGAUUUCACAACUAACAGAAGGGAAUUUGGAAUUGACAGAAGCUAUGUUCAGAGCAUCAUCUUUCGAUGCCCCUCUUGCAAGAAAGGCUGUUUUUCAGCUGAUGACGAAUUCAAACUGAGACAAUUAAGCGCUACAGACGAGAACAUGACUCAGCAAUUUCAGUGUGUGCCCAAAGUACUUUAUUCAGAACAAGUAUUGAUGGAAAAUCAAGAUGAAAUAACCCAGCUUGAGAAGGCAAGGUUUCCUUCCAUGGUCGCCCAUGUACCUGACAAAACGUGUAUCUGGUAUGACCGAAAAUGUAAGUCUUUUUCAUUUGGUGGUCUUAUAAAUUCCUAAAAAAUAAAUACCUAUGGUUUCGGGUUUCAUAUCAUGAAAAAAUUAGGGUAGGUAGGUCAGAAAUAAAUAUUUUUUUGAAUAUUUUUUUCAUGGUUUUUGUGGUUUUUUGCUGGGCGAUUUGCAGAGUCCCGACAUCAAUAUUAACUAGAGAUGCGUAUUCCUAUGGACGAAUUUAGGCAAUUUGGUUCAAUAAUUAGUGUGACAACAGACAUCAUUUUAACACGCUGUAUGAGCAGUCCGCAACCACCCGGAGAAAAUAGUGUUGCACGGUCAAUUGCAUCGAACAAAUAAUAGGGUCAGCAGAAAAAAUAGGUUCGGUCGGAAAACCGGAACCACAGGUAUUUUUUUAGGGUAAUGUACAGUUUGUACACUGACUGAUCGUAAAACAAGAAUUAUGGUUGUUCUAAGCAGUAUUCCUGCUGUAUUUCUAGCCAUAGCAGAUACGACAAACAGGUUUGACAAACUGGUGAUGGUUUUGAGUGAAAUGAGAGGUGAGAUGGCUCUCUCUGCCAAGGGUGAUCCACAAGCCAAACAAAGACUCGAAGCAAGUAAGAAAUAAUGUUCUUUUUUAUACUGAAUAGCUCUAUCAAUUCUAGACUGGUCCAGUAAGGAUCAUCUCUUAUUGAUCCAGUGUUACUACAGGAAGAAACCUAAACUAAACUAACUUUAUUUAUACUGGAUAACUCUAUCAGUUCUAGACUGUUCUUCCUAGAGGUCCAGUAAGGAUAAUUUCUUAUUGAUCCAGUGUUACUACAGGAGGAAACCUAAACUAAACUAACUUUAUUUAUACUGGAUAACUCUAUCAGUUCUAAACUGUUCUUCCUAGAGGUCCAGUAAGGAUCAUCUCUUAUUGAUCCAGUGUUACUACAGGAGGAAACCUAAACUAAACAAACUUUAUUUAUAUUGGAUAGCUCUAUCAGUUCUAAACUGUUUUUCCUAGAGGUCCAGUAAGAAUCAUCUCUUAUUGAUCCACCAAGGUUUAGAGCUAAUCCAGCGUUGAACCAGUGGCCCCUGAGCUGUAUUCACUUUCCAUUUUAUAGAGCUUUACUGUGCGCAACUGUUGAUCAACGACCAUUCAAAGACCGUCCAAAAAUCACUCAUCCUUGAAGACUCUCCAAGGGUAUUUCGAACUGAGUUACUGGAACUCGAGCAAGAAUACAAACAAACAGAUCAGGCAGGUAUUUUUAGCUCUGACAUCACAGAUAUGUUAGCUCAUGUUAAAGCCCACAAGUUAAUCCUAUCACCACUUAUCGUCAAAGAAAUUGAAGAUUUUGUUACACUACAAACUGACGAGUGUUUAGAGGAAAGUACAAGGUAAUGGUUGGAAAGUAGGGGAUAUAGUUUGGAUUCACUGUUGUGCAGCAGAUAUGGUGGUCGACCUGCGGUUAUUGAAAAAUUAAUGUAAAUUAUUUUCAUUAUAUGUAGUAGUCUUGUAUUUGGUGGCAAAUAAACAGAACUGAGAGAUGUACCUACGAUUCCUAUAGCCCUAUAGGUGAUGUGCAACCAUUCCCAUGGGAUUCAAAGGACAAAGAGAUUUUUGCCAUGUUGGAUGAUAUUUGCAUUGCAAACAAGCAAAAUCCUUUGUCAUCCAACAUGGCGACGGUGACAUAACUUGCACACCACCUAUAGAAAUUCCGUUAGGAAAUGCAAUUUUCUGUACCAAUCCGUAUGGGAAAUUUUAUUCCUAUAGAAAUUCCUAUAGGAAUUUGAAGUUUCUCUAGGAAUUUCUACUAGGGUUGUAUGGGAACUGGGAAGUUAAUAUUCAUCUUGCUUGGUGUUAAUCAAAUAAAUAACAGUAUGAACUAACAAAUUAUCUAACACCGCAGCGUCACUCAAAGUCAAAGGCAAUUAUAAAACUAUAAAUACGAGAAUGUUAUAUACAUUGUACAGUACAAAAUACAAAAUAUAAUUUUGUAUUACUAACAUUUAUAUUCGUUGCAUAAUUGAAUUUUGUUACAAUUAUUUGAAGUUUAUAAAUGUUUUUGUUUAUUAAAAUAAAUUUUUUCAUUAUAAUAACAUUUAAUUACACAACAACUUUAGAAACAACAACCGAAUGAUAUUUACAUUCCAUAAUGCAGUCCCAAAAAGUUUCCCCAGUGGAUAUUUAUAGCAAUGAUGUACCCCGUUAUUCAUGUUUUACUACAGCAAUACUAUAUAUGGUGAAAUAUUUAAAACAGUGCUGAAACAUAUCAGCGCUGCUAGGACAUUUAAAAAAAAUUUUGGCAUGAAAUUUUCUUGCACCUUGCAAGAAAUUUUUGUCAUCUUAUCUGCUGGAAUAUCAUAAAAUUUACUUCUUGUUUAAAUAUUUGAAAAGGAUUUUGCAAGUCGAGAUUGUUUUGUGCCGAGAUUGAAAUUUAUCACAAUGGGCGGACGAUACGUUCUCUGAAAUCUACAUAUGCAGGAAGUUUUGUAAUUUGACUUGCCCAGGAAAUUUUGAAUUUUUUGAUUUUGUUGCCCGAGAAAUAUAUUUUCUAGGACUGAUUUAAAACCGUAUGUUGAUACUCCAUAUACCAGCUGGAUUUAUUUUAUAAAUAUAGUAUCUUGCCAGGAUUCAUUAUAUUGUGUGGGUCGAGUGUUUUCUUAAUGUUCUUCAUAACCUCAAUUCCUGGACUUCCAAUUUCAUCUUUCAAUAAAUCCAUUUUCCCCAUUCCAAUACCAUGUUCCCCGGUACACGUGCCGUCCAAUGCUAGGGCGUGUCUAGGAGUAGUAUACAGGAUUAGCACUUUGAAUAUUAUAAUGUUUCACCCAAGAUAAGUAACGUGUGAUAAGAAAAGGCAAGAACAUGAUGAUCGAAUGUGGAAUUGGAACAUCAGAAAGCUGUGGAGGGUUACACAACUACAAGUAAAAUACAAAUAAAACGUGCACGUUUCUAGUGCAGGCCCUUCCUUGGAAACAUACAGGAAGUACAAAGUACUAACUUCCCUUCAUCAGGAAGAAAGUUUGUGUUUUUCAAGUAGUUCAAUCCGUAGUUUUCUCGUGUUAUUGUCACUAUACCUACGGUCGCACAGACCGUUUGAAUUCUAGAAUAAACUGCCGUGGUUGGUGUCUGAACUACCAGAAAUGUGAGAGUCCAGUGUAGAUAGUAGAGAGGUUAAGAUACCCCGGUUUCGGUGUACGGGUAGCAUGAUUUUGGUUAGCAAUAUUUUCGUCGAUGUCUGUACCUUUACUCGUAAUUAAGGUGCACAUUUUUCGCAUUAUAUCAUUGUCUAUUGCAAGAAAACAGAAAAAGUAUGAUCGAAUUACAGACAUCAGUAAAACAAGAUGACACUACUCGUACCCGUACACCGAAACCGGGGUAUCUUAUUAACCUCUCCAAUAUUCUACCAAGGUGCGAGAUAAUUCAAUAUUUUUACUCGUACCUGACUGGUACGCUUAAUGAUUAUUGCUGUGUACUUGAGCUGGUUAAAGUGUACUUAGUCUUUCAAUUAAAGUACACAAAGCACUUGUUUCUGAAAGGUGUUCAUUUAGUAACUUGAAAAAUUAUAACAAGCAGCACAAUUGUAUAUACAAACACUACAAUCGACUCUAACGUUGCCUAUAGUCCAAUCAUGUUUCAGGGCAAGGCAUGUGAGACAUGUACCGACUUAAUUUCGGUUUUGAAUACUUGGGUUUGGGAAGGUCAUAUAUGGCAGAAGCAAAAAGUAAAUACGCCGCGAUACUGUAGCAAGAGUUCCGAGUACCUACGUGGUACGUGGCUAAAAACAAAGAAUUACCAGACCGUAAUAUUGGCGUACCUCCAGUACGUAAGUACGCGAAUUAUCACACCCUGAAUUUCCUACAAUAACAUGUGUGAAAAACGUAGGGUUUUUCGCUGUAAAAAUAGACAUGUUUUCUUGACCGGCACUACCUAACAGGAAGUCUGUAACUGCAGAUUUCUUAAUGACUACGGGGAGGAGGGAACAAUAGACUCUGGGAAUAGUAAACAUGUCGUACCUUGCGACUCUUUCAGUCAGAUCUUUUGCUCUGGCUUUCUCCUCUGCAUCAUUUGGAUCAAACAAAACCAGAAGAUGAAAAUUCCCAUCACCUACAUGACCUACCAGUGGCGCUAGGAAAAAACAGAUCCUGUUUAUAUUCUUAUCAUAAAAUUAAAAUUCCACAUUGAAUUUAUAAAGUAUGUUAUUGCGUUCGAUGUGUUGUCUUCUCACAUGUGAGAAGAAUGCUACCAAUUUGACCACACACCACAGACUUUCUUCGGCUAUUUUUGUUUUCUACUGUAGUAACACUGGAUCAAUAAGAGACGAUCUCACUGGACCUCUAGGAAGAACAGUUUAGAACUGAUAGAGCUAUCCAGUAUAAAUAAAGUUAGUUUAGUUUAGGUUUCCUCCUGUAGUAACAUUGGAUCAAUAAGAGAUGAUCUCUUACUGGACCUCUAGGAAGAACAGUUUAGAACUGAUAGAACUAUCCAGCAUAAAUAAAGUUAGUUUAGUUUAGGUUUCCUCCUGCAGCAACACUGGAUCAAUAAGAGAUGAUCCUUACUGGACCUCUAGGAAGAACAGUUUAGAACUGAUAGAGCUAUCCAGAAUAAAGAAAGUUAGUUUAGUUUAGGUUUCCUCCUGUAGCAACACUGGAUCAAUAAGAGAUGAUCCUUACUAGACCUGUAGGAAGAACAGUUUAGAUCUGAUAGAGCUAUCCAGUAUAAAUAAACUUAGUUAGGUUUCUUCCUGUUGUAACACUGGAUCAAUAAGGAUCUUCAUAAAAAGGCGUGUGAAUUAAACAAGUCAUUUAUUAUUGGCGCCGAUGAGGUGAUUAAGAUUCGGGCUUACGGUUCGUGAAACUUGGCAAUGAUACAUAUACGUGAUGUUUUUCACAAGUCAUUAAGAACAAAUCUUCAAAGUCCUUGAAUUUGAAAACAAAAAUUCAAGUCCUUAAAUUUGUAAAGAUGCACUUGAAAGUCCUUAAAUUAUCCUUGCUUUAGUUUAUGGAUAUUUCCUGAAAUUGUUUGGCAUUCAAAACGGACAUUUUGUUGAAUUGAUUUUGCAUGUUCAUAUCUGACAAAGCUGUUUGAAAUUCAUUAAGAUGCGUUUUGAACAAUUCAACGUCUGAAUUUCUAACGCCUUCAGUAUUUAAGUCUUUGAAUUUGCUGAUACAUGGCCUUGAAUGUCCUUAAAAAAUCCUUGAAUUGGACUUUUCCUAACAUGUACGAACCGUCCCUGGUUAUAUAACUCGUUAUCUAUGUUUAAGUUUAAGGCUGCUUUCCAGUUAAGGAUUUUUCACACAUUCUUUUAGAGAAGUUAGCAAUCCGUGACCUGAACAAUUGGGUAACUUAAAAAUUGCAAUUGGUGGUUUUGGCAAAAAUACAAUGUGCACUUCACGAUGAAGGAGCAUAUUUUGCAUAAACGUUGACUAACAUAGACAAUGAGUUGUUAUUCUGAUGAGUUUCUAAACCAUCCCUUGUAUGAAUCAUGUGCUCACCUAUUAAUGAAAGGUUGCCAAUAUCUUCUUUUGUUUUCGUGAUAAUCUCUGGCAGAUUUGAUAUAGGGACACAAACAUCCGUCACCAAACCCUAGAAGGCAAACAAGAAAAUCCACUUACACAACUUCACCCCAUAAGGCAAGUAUGAAUAACUUUUUUUUAUUCCCUCUCCUCGGAUGUCCCUCCCCAAUUCACUCUUGAGAGAUGGAGAUGAUUUUUCCUUCGACCUGCCAACAUUUAGUAAAGGUUUUGAACUAACUUCAAUAUACUGGAUAGCCCUAUCAGUUCUAACUUCUAAGUUCUUCCUAGAGGUCAAUACUUGAUCCGGCGUUAGUACAGGAGGAAAUCUAAUCUAAUUUUAUACUGAUUACUGGAUCAAGCUCUAUCAGUUCUAAGUCCUUCCUAGAGGUCAAGUAUUGACCCAGUGGUAGUACAGAAGGAAACCUAAUCUAAUUUUAUACUGAUUACUGGAUAGUCUAUCAGUUCUGAGUUCUUCCUAGACGUCAAGUAUUCAUCCAUUGUUAGUACAGGACGAAACCUAAUCUAAUUUUAUACUGGAUAGUUCUAUCAGUUCUAAACUGUUCUUCCUAGAGGUCCUGUAAGGAUCAUCUCUUAUUGAUCCAGUGUUACUACAGGAGGAAACCUAAACUAACUUUAUUUAUACUGGACAGCUCUAUCAGUUCUAAACUCUUCUUCCUAGAGAUCCUUAUUGACCCUUGAAGACAGAGAAGAUCCAUUUACAAAAAUUCUCCCGCAAGGCAAGUACUGAUAACUUUUUUGAUCAAUAGUGAUUAGCGAGAAUUAAACUGUGCGCCUGGGAUGACCCCUCCCAGCUCAUCAGCAAAUGAAAAAAAAGUCAUUGUAGGUUGCCAUCUCUCUAGAGAUAAGUCUUCCGUCUUAGUUGAUGGCGUGAUGCGAUUGAUCAAUGACUCUCAUCCAUUUGCUAGCCGGCACUGGUGACAGAUUUGAUUAGACUGCUGUGGUUUCCCAGUGAAUUAAUUCUGCUAAAUGGGUCACCCUUCCUGUAUUUUAAAUUAAAGAGUUUAUGAAAUUUCGUAUUUCACACCUUUUUUAUUACAUUGUAAUGAAAAUGAAUAAGACACUUUGCCAGACUCUCUGAGCUUGUUUCUGUGCUUCUAUACCUGUAUUUAACAAUGUUUGAUAUUCAAAUUGUCCAACACUAAGUCGUCAAGUUACAUAAUGGCUCUCUUAAAAACACCCUCGUUCAAACUUUGACAAGAGUUUUAACUACGUGUGGUAAUCUUCAGUCAACUCUUGUUCUCGUUUGACCGGGGCAUGAGAGUUGAGAAAACUCUCAUACAAACUCUCGCUUCUCAGCUCUCAUUAACUCUCAUGCAACUCUUGUUCUCGUGUGACCGGGGCAUGAGAGUUGAGAAAACUCUCAUACAAACUCUUGCUUCUCAACUCUCAUCCUCGAUUAAUCCGAGCUUUACCACGUGACACAACCUCGUACCCAGGCUCUUUAGUAGUUAAUAGCGUUCAGAGCUCUGGGCGAGCUUUUAGGCGCGCGGGGAAUCUUGGGCCCCGCUCGCUUAGCUCACCCAGAGCUCUGAGCGGUACGAGGCUGCACGUGACAUAUCUCCCCCCUCCCCGCCCUUACCUUACACCCUGGUCUCAAAUUAAGAGCGGCAUAUAAUGCGUCAUGUCGUGCUUGCCAUAAUUUGUUUCUCUCUUCAGCCUUCGUCGACCACACGAAAUCUGAGCCACCAUUACUUUGGACAAUCUCACCUGAAACGAGAGAUGCA